UAUGUUACAAAUGGCUUCUUUUUUGGGAGUAUUUUCAGUUGUUAAACUACUUUUUACUAUAGUUUACAAGUUUAUAUUAAUAUCAGUCACAAUAGUGUAAUUAUGUUACUUGGCAGCACUACGCACCAAGUCGGGUAACUUUGUGAGUUGUCGCUAGCAUGGUCGCUAGUCUAAUAUAAAUCCGAGUUGAUGUUUACAUGUUUUACCAUUUACGCGUUCAAGUUUUUUGACCACAAUAUAAUGAAACUUGCAUAGUGAUUUAAUUAAAACAUCUUUAACAACCUAGGAACAAAAUGUCCUCCGAUGAAAGGCAAAAACGUAAACGGUGGAGUGUGCGCGAAACAAAAAGCUUACUAAAAUGCUAUUUAGCUCAUAAAGAUGAAUUUGUUCACCACGGAAAAAAGAGGUUGGCAUAUACACAUGUUUUGGAAGACAUGAUAGCGGAUGGAUUCACAGAUUCAUCGGCAACGGUAAUAACAUUGGAAAACAAAAUACGGAGUUUACAUUCCACAUAUAAAACUGCGAAAGAAAAUGAAGCCAAAACCGGUGUAUCCCCAAACAAUGCUCUAUGCAUGGCAGAAAUGGAAGAAAUUUUUGGAGAUAUGGAUUCCGGUUCAAAUGAUCAUAGACUACAAAUGGGCAUAAACAGUGGAAAUGCGUUUGCAAUGUCACCAACAGAUACCGUUUUUACAGCGCAUAAUGUAUUAAUACCAGAUCUAUCUUAUCCAGAAUUACAUAUUAAAUCAUCACCACCUUCGUCUCCUUCACCACAACUCGAACUUAAAUCGUCACCACCAUCUUCCCCUUCUUCAUAUACUCCUAUGAAAUCACCAACGCAACCAACUCCAUUACCUCAGACACAGUCUGCAUCUGCAUCAUUACCGCAAGUUUCAAAUCGACGUCGUCGCAGGAAAACCGCUCGUGAAAUUUAUUAUGAGCAGAAAUUAAAGAUUAAACAAAAGUUGGCGGAAAAUAAAAUAGAAGAGAGAAGAAGGCUAAAUCAAUCUAUUCUUGAGGUACUUAAGGAUGUUGAGAAAAAAAAAUUAGAGAUGCUGAAGGCGUAUUUAAAGUAGUUAAACUUGUCUAUGUAUUAUAAACCUUUUGGUGAAUGUUUUCUUAUGAGGGUCAAAUUGUUUUGAAAGUUUAAUAAAGAAUAAAACAAAUGUCAUAA
This is a messenger RNA of Bactrocera oleae (olive fruit fly), 1171 nucleotides long. RefSeq lists its product as uncharacterized. The record is from RefSeq and is a predicted model, not a curated record. NCBI's taxonomy places the organism in Eukaryota, Metazoa, Arthropoda, Insecta, Diptera, Tephritidae.